Molecule: messenger RNA, 1152 nt
Organism: Oikopleura dioica
Lineage: Eukaryota; Metazoa; Chordata; Appendicularia; Copelata; Oikopleuridae
Source: the annotation of a GenBank genome assembly
AUGUCGGAAACGGACUCGACGCCCCCAGAUUUGGGGGUAGUUCUCUCUUCAAAUACCUCGGCUAUUCCAACUGGGAGCAAUCAGACUGGCGAAGAUCACACGACGAAUGAACAGGGAGUCAUUUUCUUGGAACAUUGGACUUCCACUUUCAUCGCUGGCAUCUGCACCGUCCUUGCAAUAGCGCUGACGUGCCACCAGAUUUACAAACAUGUUCUAAACUACACAACGCCAAAAGAACAAUCUUGGAUCAUCCGAGUUCUAUUUAUCGUGCCAAUGUACACUUUCUGCAGCUGGCUCAGUUUGUUUUUCUUUGGAGUUUCUGACGAUUAUUAUGUCUACUUCAAUGCGGUGCGAGAUUGUUACGAAGCAUUUGUGAUUUAUUCUUUCUUGUCGCUUUGUUACGAUGGAUACUUGGGCGGCGAGAAUAAUAUUGCCAACGAAAUAUCGGGCAAACCGAUGCAUACAAGUUGGUUGAUGUGCAAUUGCUGCCUGAAAGAAAAGGAGUACGACUUGCGCUUUCUACGAUUUUGUAAACGUAGCUGCCUCCAAUUCUGUUUCAUCAAGCCGCCAAUGGCCAUCAUUACCAUCAUUCUCGCUUCACAAGACAAAUACAAUGAGGGCAAUUGGUCUCCCAAAGAAGGGUAUCUCUACAUCUGUAUCAUCUACAAUAUCUCCGUUUCCCUUGCUCUCUACGCCCUUGUUGCUUUCUACGCUGCCACUGCUGAUAUCCUCCGCCCCUACGAUCCAAUCCUCAAGUUCUUCUGCGUCAAGUCUGUGAUUUUUCUGUCAUUCUGGCAAGGAGUCGCUCUCGCCGUCUUGGAAGCCAUACACGUCAUUGGCAACGUAACAGAUGAAAAUGGCGAGGAAAAAUACACUUCUGGUGCCAUCGCCGGCGGAUACCAAAAUUUUCUCAUUUGCUGCGAGUUUCUUCUAGCGGCGAUUAUGCUGAGAUAUGCUUUCCCCUACAAACUUUACGCUGAGCGUAAAACAACUGGAGUCGUCUCUGAAACGAAUGCAUCCGAGAAUUUCAGAAAUGUGCUCAAUACGCGGGACAUAUGGAGUGAUACAGUGAAGAAUUUCUCGACAAGUUACAGUAACUACGCGCACAUAGACGACGGUGACUCGGUUUCGCGAAGCGAACAGCCAAUUUAA